Messenger RNA from Rattus rattus (black rat), 1461 nucleotides. It is a transcript of the gene Plpp5, whose product is annotated as phospholipid phosphatase 5. The transcript is spliced from 7 exons. Gene Ontology annotation, molecular function: phosphatidate phosphatase activity. The record is from RefSeq and is a predicted model, not a curated record. Lineage: Eukaryota; Metazoa; Chordata; Mammalia; Rodentia; Muridae. Bases 50 to 832 code for a protein of 260 amino acids. Gene Ontology annotation, biological process: phospholipid metabolic process.
GCGCCGGAGCCACGUCAGCGUCUGAUCUGCGGGCCGCGCGUGUGGCGAGAUGGGGAAUGCGGCCCUGGGAGCCGAGCUGGGCUUGCGGGUCCUGCUCUUUGUGGCCUUCCUGGCGACCGAGCUGCUCCCUCCCUUCCAGCGGCGGAUUCAGCCCGAGGAGCUGUGGCUUUACCGGAACCCGUACGUGGAGGCGGAAUACUUCCCCACCGGCCCCAUGUUUGUCAUUGCCUUUCUCACUCCACUGUCCCUGAUCUUCCUCGCCAAGUUUCUGAGGAAAGCUGACGCCACCGACAGCAAGCAAGCCUGCCUCGCUGCCAGCCUUGCCCUAGCUCUGAAUGGUGUCUUUACCAACAUCAUAAAACUGAUAGUGGGCAGGCCACGCCCAGAUUUCUUCUACCGAUGCUUCCCUGAUGGGAUGGCCCAUUCUGACCUGACUUGCACAGGGGACAAGGAUGUGGUGAAUGAGGGCCGAAAGAGCUUCCCCAGUGGACACUCUUCCUUUGCCUUUGCUGGUCUGGCCUUUGCUUCCUUCUACCUGGCAGGGAAGUUACACUGCUUCACACCCCAAGGCCGAGGGAAGUCCUGGAGGCUUUGUGCCUUUCUGUCACCUUUACUCUUUGCAGCUGUGAUUGCACUGUCCCGCACGUGUGACUACAAGCACCACUGGCAAGAUGUGCUCGUUGGAUCCAUGAUUGGAACAACAUUUGCCUAUGUCUGCUACAGGCAGUACUACCCCCCUCUCACUGACACAGAGUGCCAUAAACCAUUCCAGGACAAGCACAGACUUCCGUUUUCACAGAAGCCCAGUGUGCCUCACCAUUUGGAUAUUUAGUUGAGUCUACCUCAGUGGAGAGCAAGCAAAUCAAUCCUAACUGGACACCAUGCACAAGCCAAAGAUUUCUGGCUUUUACCUCUUCCAAGGUCAAAGGGAGGACGCAGCCACACUGUGCACCUUUGCCCCACUUCCAAGGCUAGACCCUGAGGUCUCACUGCCUGGCUUGACACGGGCUCUCUCAGUGCUUCUCUCACUAGGUUAAUGAGUCCGGUCAGAUCUAGUCAGUGUCUUUAUGUCGAUGUAAAUGUCACUCCUGAAGAAAGCUUUUUAUAAAGGAAGCUUCUCAUGACCCCAUUUUAUCCUUAAUUACCAGACGUAAUCUCUGUCCCUUAUAAAUUAGGGCAGUUCCAAACUUUGAUUCUGUUUACUUUUUGUGGUAACAUUCCAUUAAGCCUUAAAUAAUAAAACAUCCAAUUUUUUACUUUUUACUACAUUAGGAAAGAAAACUUACGGGUAUUAUCUAGAAGAUAAAUGUAUCUUUUUCUGCCUUUUGUUCACAAAGAAACAUAUGGAGCAGCUAGAGGCUCUCACUAGAACUUGAUCCUGAGGACCACUUGAUGGAUAGCUACCUUUUCUUCAUUGUUACUAUACUUUAAAUAAAAUUCAGUCUUGUGUAUUUCUUCCUA